Messenger RNA from Mesorhabditis spiculigera, 294 nucleotides. The record is from the annotation of a GenBank genome assembly. Lineage: Eukaryota; Metazoa; Nematoda; Chromadorea; Rhabditida; Rhabditidae.
AUGAAUCGCGUCGGCGCACGUCUCUUCGCCCUCCGCCGCGUCUUCCAGCAGAAGCGCAACGGUGGUGGUCACGGCCACGCCGAAGUCAACCCCGGCCCGCCAGUCACCUACGAUUAUGCGCCCAUCCCCUUCCAACCCUACAACAAGGUCAUUGGUGAAUUGAACACCAAGUUCAAUGUCUACCUGGCCAUCGCCGCUACCGCCUUCGUCGCCUCGUUCGCCUACGCCCUGAAGAGCGACCUGUUCAUCUACGAGGCUGCUUGGCGCCCACCAAAGAGCUACCGCGAGCGGAAG